Dalotia coriaria is the source of this 4736-nucleotide messenger RNA. Its product is annotated as zonadhesin-like. NCBI's taxonomy places the organism in Eukaryota, Metazoa, Arthropoda, Insecta, Coleoptera, Staphylinidae. The record is from RefSeq and is a predicted model, not a curated record. The transcript has 5 exons. Bases 70 to 4602 code for a protein of 1510 amino acids.
CUUACAAUCACACAAUUCCGUGCGGCUCCAGUGUUUUACCUAGAUAAUUACCAUGUGCCAGCAGUGAGAAUGUCGUUCCGACUACUACCACUCGCCCUCGCCCUCGCCGCGGCCCUAAUUAGCGUCGACGCGGGGAAGUCAUGUGAGACCAAUGAAGAGUACAAGACAUGUGGGCCAUCAAUUGAACCCACAUGUGAUAAUCACGAACAACAUCUUCCUAUGGAUAAGAAAUGCAACGUGGGAUGCUUCUGUAAGGAGGACUACGUACGUGACGCGCAUGGCAACUGCAUUCCAAAGAAGUCAUGCCCAAUACCAUGCCCUGAUAAUUCCGCUUAUUCUCCUCACGGUGGAAGUCAAGCCACGUGUCUAAAACCACGUCCUGUCACUAGUACCAAACCAGGUUGCUAUUGUAACCCUAAAUUUGUCCUAGAUACAACCACUAAUACCUGUAUCCCCUGGCAAAAAUGUCCCUGUUUUGGUCAGAAUCAAAUCUACAGUGAUUGUGUCCCCAUAUAUCCCAAAACUUGCAGUCAUCGUUCAAACAGCAAGAAACACGAUAUGUGCUUGGAGAACUGGAAGGCUUGUAUCUGUAAGGAUGGUCAUGCGCUCAAUGAUGAUAAGGUGUGUGUUCCGUUCAAAGAAUGCCCACCUACACCAUGUGAAGUGAAAUGCGCAAAGAAAGGAAAUGAAAAGUACGUGGCUUGCGUCAAUGACAUCCGCUGUGACCUGACCAGUGUAGAUACAGAAUGUAAACAUGGUUGUCAGUGUAUCAAAGGGUAUGCCAGAGAUAAAUCUGGUAAAUGUAUACCUUUACAACAUUGUCCAUGUCAGGGGAAUGCUACUUUUGCUUUGGGAGUAUCCGCAUGCCCACCAACCUGUGAAACUUUGACUGGACCUCAUUGUAUGGCUAUAAAACAAGCUGGAUGUGAAUGUAAUGCUGGAUAUGUCCUCAAUUCUAAGAAGGAAUGUAUUUUGAUUGAGGAUUGUGAUGCUCCUAAGAAAUGCCCAGCUGGUCAAGAGUUUACGAAGAGUUCUGUUCAACAUUUUUGUAACCAACCGGAUGUUACCAUACAAAAUGGUUGUGUAUGCUGUGAUGGAUUAUGGUAUGAUGAAAAUACGAAGACCUGUGUUAAACCAGGACAGUGUUCUUGUCCAGGGAACUUGGUUUAUACUGAUUCUUGUACUUUGGACUUCUGUGGAGCUGGUACGGAGAGUAUUACCAACAAAUGCGCAUGUCCCAAGGGAAUGAGUUAUGACCUCAAGUUGAAGAUCUGUGUAUUGACCAAGGAUUGUACAAAGGUUCCUCUGCCUACUUGUCCAAAGGGUCAGCAAUAUUUUGCUGUGAGAUAUCAACUAUUCUGUAACCAACCAGCUGUUUUCAUUUACAAUGAUUGUGGAUGUCCAACUGGGAAAUGGUAUGAUGAAUAUGCAAAGGCUUGUGUUGAUGCUGGUCAAUGUUCAUGUCCUGGUAACCUGGUUUAUACAACUUCGGGAACCAUGGAUUAUUGUGGUUUGAGUAGUGUGGAAGUGAGCAAUACCUGCGUGUGUCCAAAAGGGACAAGUUAUGACCUCAAGUUGCAAACCUGUGUGAAGACAAAGGAUUGCUCUGGUACCACACCACCAAAAUGCCCUGCUACCCAAGGAUAUCAUUCUGUUUCCUAUCAAUUGUACUGUAAUCAACCAGGGAGCUUCAUUUAUAAUGAUUGUGGAUGUCUAAAUGGACAAUGGUAUGAUGAACGGAAGGAAACCUGCGUUGACCCGGGACAUUGUUCAUGCCCUGCUAAUUUGGUAUAUACUUUAUCUGGAUCUUUGGAUUAUUGUGGUAUUGGAAGUGUGGCUAUCACACACCAAUGUGGAUGUCCCAAAGGAAUGAGUUAUGACAUCAAAUCUGAAUCUUGUGUUUUGACCGUGGAAUGUACCAAACCCCCAAAACCAACUUGCCCUAUUGGGCAAGUGUUUUCGGCUGUGACCUAUCAAAUUUUCUGUAAUCAAGCUCCGGUUUUCAUUUAUAAUGACUGUGCGUGUCCCAAUGGGCAAUGGUACGAUGAAUAUGCUGGUAAAUGUGUUAAUCCGGGACAAUGCUCAUGCCCUGGAAACAUGGUCUACACUACAUCUGGAUUUUUGUAUUAUUGUGGGCUUGGAACAGAAGCAAUUAGUUACAAAUGCGCCUGUCCUAAAGGUAUGAGUUAUGAUAUCACUUCCAAAACCUGCGUGCCAACUGCUCAUUGUGCAACACCUCCUAAACCAAGUUGUCCAUCUGGACAAGCAUACUUUGCAAUGACCUACCAAAAGUUCUGUCACCAAGAAGGUGUUUUGAUUUACAAUGACUGUGGAUGUCUAAAUGGAAACUGGUAUGAUGAAUAUGCUGGAACUUGCGUUGCUCCUGGACAAUGUUCUUGUCCUGGUAACAUGGUUUAUACCCAAUCUGGUGUUUUGGAUUAUUGUGGAGCAUGCACGGAGAAAUUAAGCAACAAAUGUGGAUGUCCAAAGGGAAUGAGUUACGACAUAAAAGCUAAGACCUGUGUGAAGAAAUCAGAUUGGAUAUGCCUAAAUGCAGAGAAAGUUUGUGUACCCAUUAAGGAUUGUCCAGCAAAAUGCCCAGAGAACGAAGAACACAAACCAUGCAAAUCUUUAAAUCCAGAUACAUGCCGUAACUUCUUGAUUAAUCCAAAACCAAAGAUACAUAAGGAAAUUUGUAUUGCUGGGUGUGAUUGUAAGAGUGGAUUUGUCAGAAAUGAUAAUCAGACUUGUGUGAGUCCAUCACAAUGCCCACCUCCAGAAUUCAAAUGUGGAGUGAAUAUGGUUUAUACUGGUAAGAAAUAUUCUUGUGCUAUUUGUCCAUCAACAACAAAACCAAAGUUUACUAUGAAGGAUGGAUGUGAUUGUAAUGAUAAUCUGGUAUUUGAUUCUGCAACUGGUGAAUGUGUGGACAAGACAAUGUGUACAGAAUCCAAGGAGAACAAAGAUUGUAAAGAUUUAGAUCCAAAUACUAAGUUCUCUACAUGCCAAGCUUGUCCGCGUACUUGUUGCAAUCGUCACCCGAUUUGUAACAUGAUGUGCACACCUGGAUGUGAAUGUUUGUCUGGAUAUGUCAAGAGUAGUCCAACAGGAAAAUGUAUUCCAGAAACAAGUUGUCCAAUGGUAGAUCCAGUUGUUUGCUCAGGAAAUACAACGUAUCAAGAGUGUGCUUUUAAUCAGAAAUGUGUGAAUGCAAAUUGUCAAUUACCGGUACCAGAGAUUUGUAAAGCGGGUUGUGGAUGUCGUGAAGGAUAUCUUGAGGCUUCCAAUGGUAAUUGUGUUUUACCAACGGAUUGCGAUGUGAAAAUUGAUUGUAAAGAAAAGGAUCCCAAUUCAGAAUUUUUGCUCUGUGGCACAUGUAGGCGUACUUGCGCUGAUAAAACACCAGUUUGUGAUAAAAAGUGUCAUAUUGGAUGUUUCUGCAAGAAGGGUUACGUUCUAGAUAAGACCGAUGGAAAAUGUAUUGCUGAAAAGAAGUGCCCAAAAGUAGAACCAGAUUCAAAACCGCAUAAGAAAGAUAGUUCAAGCAAACAUAAAUCCAAGCCAAAACAUGAUGAUUCUAAAAAGGACAAGUCGAAGCCUAAGAAAGAUAAUUCCAAGAAGGACAAAUCAAAACCCAAAAAGGAUGAUUCAAAGAAAGAUAAAUCAAAACCUAAGAAAGAUGAUUCAAAGAAAGAUCCAUCAAAGCCUAAACACGAUGAUUCCAAGAAAGAUAAAUCAAAACCCAAGAAAGAUGAUUCAAAGAAGGAUCCGUCUAAGCCCAAACAUGAUGACCCCAAGAAGGACAAAUCAAAGCCUAAAAAAGAUGAUUCCAAGAAGGACAAAUCUAAACCCAAGAAAGAUGAUUCAAAGAAAGAUCCAUCGAAGCCUAAACAUAACGAUUCAAAGAAGGACAAAUCAAAACCUAAAAAAGAUACUUCAUCGAAAGAUCCAACUAAACCUAAACAUGACGAUUCCAAGAAGGAUAAAUCAAAGCCCAAGAAAGAUGAUUCAAAGAAAGAUCCGGCUAAGCCCAAACAUGAUGACUCCAAGAAGGACCCGUCCAAACCCAAAGACGAUAAUCCUAAAAAGGACAAAUCAAAACCCAAAAAGGAUGAUUCCAAGAAAGACCCGUCCAAACCUAAAGACGAUAAUCCUAAGAAGGACAAAUCAAAACCCAAAAAGGAUGAUUCCAAGAAAGACCCAUCAAAACCCAAACAUGAUGACUCCAAGAAGGACAAAUCCAAACCCAAAAAGAUGAUUCCAAGAAAGACCCAUCAAAACCUAAACAUGACGAUUCAAAGAAGGACAAAUCAAAACCCAAGAAAGAUGAUUCCAAGAAAGACAAAUCUAAGCCUAAAAAGGAUGAUUCCAAAAAGGACAAAUCAAAGCCCAAGAAAGAUGAUUCCAAGAAAGACCCAGCAAAACCUAAACAUGACGAUUCAAAAAAGGACAAAUCAAAACCCAAGAAAGAUGAUUCCAAGAAAGACAAAUCCAAACCAAAACAUGACGGAUCCGGAUCAACAUCAUCAAAAGAUGCUCUUUGCAAAAAACAGGAUCCCAAUACUGAAUAUAGAACUCGUCAGUCAUCUAGCUGCGUCUUGACUUGUGAUAAUUUGAAUUUACGCGCAUGUACUGAUGAUUACAUUAGCGGAUGUUUCUGCCAGAAACAUUUAGUCCAAGUAUCAUACACAAACAAAACAUGUGUAGCUCCAGCAGACUGUCCAAUCAAACCACCA